This is a messenger RNA of Stegastes partitus (bicolor damselfish), 5055 nucleotides long. It is a transcript of the gene mbd5, whose product is annotated as methyl-CpG binding domain protein 5. NCBI's taxonomy places the organism in Eukaryota, Metazoa, Chordata, Actinopteri, Pomacentridae. The record is from RefSeq and is a predicted model, not a curated record. The coding region runs from base 94 to 4434 and encodes 1446 amino acids. The transcript is spliced from 9 exons. Gene Ontology annotation, molecular function: DNA binding; chromatin binding. Gene Ontology annotation, cellular component: chromocenter; nucleus.
CUUUGGAAGACGAACAUGACGUGCGUUGCGACGACACUGGUUGAUGUCUGAUAGAUAUACCUCUGAGGUGUCGAGCGCAAAACCGGUGGAGCAAUGAAUGGCGGAAAGGACUGCGAGGCGGGAGAUGAGAGGCAGGCCGUCCCUGUCCAGGUCCCCAUUGGCUGGCAGCGGAAGGCGGAGCACGGCGGCGGCGUCGUGUACAUAAGUCCCAGUGGCUCGGUGCUGUCCAGCUUGGAGCAGGUGAAGACCUACCUGCUGACAGAUGGAACCUGCAAAUGCGGCCUGGAGUGCCCGCUCAUCCUCCACAAGGUGUUCAACUUCGACCCAGGGGCGGCUGUCAAGCAGAGGACAGCAGAGGAUGUGAAAGCAGAUGAAGACGUCACCAAACUCUGCAUUCACAAGAGGAAGCUUCUGGCCGUGGCCACGCUGCACAAGAGCAUGGAGACGCACCCACCGCUGACGCUGACCAGUCCAGGGGGAGGUACGUCAUCUGUGGUUGCUGUGCAUUCCACGACUCAACGAGCAAUAAGGACUAAACCCCACGAUGGCCUGCCCAACGCUGUUGGCCCCGACUGCAAGAAUCCUUUCAAGAUGAUGAUGGCAGCUGGACAGCAGCAGCAGCAGAGGCUGUAUCCACCCCAGGAGAUGGGGGGAGCCCAGCAGCCAGAGCUCUACUCUGGGUACGCCAGGCCUCAGAGGCUGGGCAGUGGGGAACCAGGCCCUAAAUCCCCUUACCGGGCUGGCUAUGGAGGCAUGCUGAGCCCACCUCCCUCCAGUGCUAAGCUGUAUGGAGAUGGCUCACAGUCUCCCAGUGCAGACACUCUGGGCAGCCCUGAGGGCUUUCAAAGGACCAAUCCUUGUGGGUUUCCUGGAGCCGGCAGUCCUGGCUCAGCCUCCAUCCACGGGAACACGAGGACGCCUCUUUCCCCACCCAGUGUGAUGCUCCACGGCUCCCCUGCGGGCCAGCCAUCCUGCGCCAUGACAGGAAGGACUAGCACGCCCCUCUCCCCAACGGCCACUGCCAAAAGCCCUGUCAUGAACAUGAACAUGCCACGGGGGAAUUUUCCCCCUGGUAUGGAUAUGCCCCGUGCAGCGUUUCACCAUAAAACACAGCCCCCUGUGCACCCUGUACCGCCCCCUCCAUCCAUACCGCCAUCCUGUGCCCUUCAGAAAAGGCAGUUGACCUCUGAAAAGGACCCCUUAGGCAUCCUGGACCCCAUCCCCAGCAAACCAGUCAGCCAGCCCCCCACCAAUGCCCCAAACCCUUCCAACUUCCAGCCUAACAUCCACUCUCAGGUACAAAUGAUGAAUGUAAACAUACCCCCUCCCGCCAUCGUUCCCUUGCCAAGCAACUUACCUUUACCCACAGUGAAGCCUGGGCCUGUGGGGCAUGGCGGCCAUGUUCAAAGGACUCAACAGGGUGGUCCGGCUUCCUCCAUGUCUCCUUCCCCUGUCACCUCCCCUGUCCACAUGGCUGGGCCUGCGCACGGGAGGAUGGAGGCCUCCCCUCAUCGCUCACGUUCGUCCUCCACCUCCUCUGACCAUGGGAACUUUGCAAUGCCCUCAGGGCACCAGGCCCCGUGUGGCACCAUGAAGGUUCCUCCUCGUUCCCCCAGGUCGGCAAUGGGCUCUCCCAGGCCAGCCAUGCCCUCCAGCCCCUCCACCAACAAAACUGACCCUCUCCACCAGUACAAAGACUCCCAGCUGCUGCCUGGGAUGGGAAACUCAAUUGGCCCCCAGCAGCACAGCAAUCCCAUGUACUCACCCACCUCUUCCUCCUCAUCGUCAUCUUCUUUGGCAACCCCCAGCGCUUCCCAGAAGGGCCACCCAGGACUCCUGGGGAUGCCCCUCAACCAGAUCCUCAACCAACAGAAUGCCGCUUCCUUCCCCGCCAGCAGUCUCCUGUCAGCCGCAGCCAAAGCACAGCUAGCAAAUCAAAACAAACUCAGCGCUGCUGGCAACAGCACUGCUGGCAUGGCAGGUGGUGGUGUUGGCAUGUCAGGCAUGGGGGCAGGUGGUGGAGGUAACGGAGGGGGUGUCGGGCACCCUGGCUCUAUGAGCGGCCCUCGAGGCAUGGAGGGACACAGCACUUUAAACCCCAUGCUCCCGCCAAACUCUACCAUGCUGCUCAACACUCCUGAGGGCCAGAGUGGCCGGGCGGCUCUCAGAGACAAGCUCAUGGCCCAGCAGAGGGAUCCCAUGCGCAAACGGAAGCAGUCAUCGGGCAACGCUGCGGUGAACCACGACAACACUAACAACAUGGUCUACAACAUGCUUAACAAACCAGGCAUGGGAGGACCCCACAUGCCGGGGCCCAGUGCCACUGAGCAGCUGAGAAAAGUGGGCCGACUUGGAAACCUUCACCCGAACACCUCUAUGGCUCAGCUUCUGCAGUCCAUGAGCUGCCAGAGUUCUCACAACCUGGCUGGGAACAGCCAUCGUCCAGGCCUUAGCCCCGGCCCUGGUGCUCAAGGAGCUGCGCCGCUGCACUACAACGACAGCACGGGCAUGGUCCCAGGUGGUCCUCAGCAGAAUCUCCUUGUUCAGCAGAGGCUGCGAGGUCCGGGAGAUACCAUGCAGCACUGCCAGAACAUGGAUACCGCUGGAGGCCACCUGGGCCCUCGUCCAGGCCAGUUCCCUGACAUGAUGGCUCAGAUGCAGGCCUCUUCCAUGAGUAACUGUGGGCCUAUGGGUCCAGGCGGUGGACCGGUGGGACCUGACGGCAUCCCGCUGGGACGCCCCAACACUAACCCCCCACCACUGUCCCAUCCCGGCCCCCAUCCCUCACAACUUCACAGUAUGGGGCGGACUAACAUGGUGAUGCCACAUGGAGGUGGCGACGGAAGCUGUACCCAGGCUGUCUCUGAUGCAGGAAACCCGUCAUCACUCGGCUGUAGCUUGGGCGCCCUGCAGCCGCACGUCAACGCCGGUGGAGGUCAGAUGUACCAGCAGCAGGUCCACCAGGCCAUGCAGCAGGGGGUGGCCUCCCACCCGGCCUACCAGGGACAGCAGCACUUCUCUGACAACCCCCCCUACUCAGACAGCAGCAACGCCAACGCUGGCUCCAUGGCCUGCCUCUACCAGAACUACCAGCAGGGGAUGUUGCCGCACCCACAGUUUGGGGAGGACCAGCAGCCCCAGGGCGAGGGGCUUCCAGCGGGGACACCCGGCUCUGACAGGGGCCCUGGUGGAGGCCCGGAGUCGGUGGAUGCCAUCUACAGAGCCGUGGUGGACGCCGCCAGCAAAGGCGUGCACGUCACCAUCACUACCACCGUGAGCGGGACCACACAGGCGAGUCCGGUGCCUGCCCUCAGCGCCAUGAGUGCCUUCACUGCCUCCAUCGGGGAACCCGUCAACCUCCCCCAGGCUGUCAGCGCAGUCUUACAUGGGCACCAGGAGGGGGAGGCGCCGCAGGCCCGGCCGAGGCAGGUGAGACCAGGGCGGGGUCAGAAGAACAUGGAUCCAGGGAAGAGCACUCCGGACGGCCCAGAGGCUAACGACUACUUCCGUUCUCCGGGUCGCGGGACUCCCAGGGCUCAGUGGGACGGAGAGUCGCAGCACAGCAGCGGCUUCGAUGCGCACAGCAACAACAGUGCCUGGGGGGGAGAGGAGUUCCUGGAGUGCUCUACCCAGGUGAGAAGUAGUCCCUGCAUGGAGAGACCCGCCAGCCUGGCCCCGGCCCCACCGUGUCCCACCGAGGGCUCCAACGACCACGGCUUGGCCAUGGCCCACGACAAGGCCUUCCUCGACGACGCGUACCGGUUUAACAACUGCAGCCGGACGCCCGCCAACUACAAGGAACGUCUGGAGCAGACGGUGGAACGAUGCGCCCACAUCAACGGCGCCACGCCCCACUUCAACACCCGGGGUUACGGCGAAGUCCUGGGGCCCCCGCGGCAGGACCUGACGGGGGACGACCAGUCGCCCAGCUCCUCCACCAGCCUGGAGGGACCUCUGGCCACAGCCAAAGACUACAGCCACUACAAUGGCCACUUCAACGGCAUGGCGCCCAGCCCCUCGGACACAAAGAGCCUGAGCAGCGAGGAGGACCUGCGGCAGCCGGACUCUCCCUCGUCAGAGCUGCUUCACUACCGCUCCAGGACCUUCAACAUGGGAGAGCUGGUCUGGGGCCAGCUGAAGGGCUUCCCACCCUGGCCUGCCAAGCUGGCCGGGGACGAACAAGUGCACAGCGCUGCUAUGCAGCUUCGGGAGCAGGCCAAGGUCGAGCCAGAGAAGCUAAAAACACUAACUCACGACUUGGAGGCGCUCGACCGAGCCGCCAAAAGAGGCCUGAAACCGGGGAAACUGAAUAAUCACUUGGAAGCUGCUAUCCACGAGGCCAUGAGCGAGCUAGACAAGAUGUCGGGCACAAUCCCGUCGAGGGAUCGACAGGUGAAGCUCCCCAAGCCUAAGAGGAGGAAGAUAUCCAGAUAACAUUGAAUGUGUCGGCCCAAGAACGUCCUCAAAGCCUUUCGGAGACUUCGUCCGUUCAGCCUUGAUGCGAUCUGAGCUCUCUAACAGGUGCUACACAUGGACUUUCAGUGGUACAUCGUUGUUCCAUGAUAUCAACUUGACUUAAUGACUGACCACAGAAGGUGCUGGAAAUUCCAAUCACCGAUACAGUUUUAACUGUAGAGAAAAAAAAACAAAAAAAAAAGGAAAAAAAACAAGAAAAAAUCCAGAAAAACAACAAAAACGGUUGCAAUUUGUCUACAGCUCACUGAAUUAACUAUUUUUUUCUAGUAUAAGAUAGUAAAAUAAACAAAAAAAAGCUACAAGCAUUACCUUACAUAUUUAAGAAAAAUAGACAGUCCAAAUAUUUCUGAUACAUUUUCAAUAUGUAUAUAGAUAAUCCUGAAAUUUCAUGCUAUUAAGAAUUGUAUGUAAAUAUUGUACAAUGUCAUGUACAAGCGUACCUAAUGCACAUUUUAUCUUUUAUUGUACAAAAACAAAGCAGAAGAAGUGUACCAAUGUCUUGGUUUCUAUUCAGAAAUGCGGUUGCAUACGGCCGCAUGCAUAGGAUAAAUAAGAAUACAGCCUAAAGCUUUUAUAUGA